GCACACUAUUUGUUUCCGCCCAUUCAGUGAAGCAAACCGGUUUGCAAAUCUCUUGCUUUGCACUUGUCCAUCCCUGUUUAUACUACUUAGUAGUAGUACAUGUUAAUGCCAACAACCUUCCUUCAUACUACGUAUGGGGGAAGAGUUCGACAUGGAUCGACAGGAGAAUGAAGGACCCUAUGAUGAUCAACAUCAAGAGACAGAAAUCACAGGUCCUCAAGAAACUGCCAAGACAUUUGCCUGGAGGAAUAUUCUUGCCUUCUGGUUCCUUGGGCUGUGUAACAACUUCGGCUAUGUGGUGAUGUUAAGUGCCGCUCACGACAUCCUCAAACAAGAAGAACACCAGGGAAACUCCACUGUAACCCAGAGUGGCUUCAACAAGUCUAACCAGUAUGACUGCAACCCUAUAUCAACAGGGGCAAUACUUCUUGCAGAUAUCUUACCUGCACUUACAGUAAAGAUGACUGCUCCUUACUUCAUUCAGUCUAUACAUUACAGCAUAAAAGUAGCAGCUGUUGUGCUUUUUGGUGCUGCCAGUUUUCUCAUCGUGGCCUUCUCACACACUGUGGAAGUUAGUGUUCUAGGUGUUGCCUGUGCCAGUAUAGCAUCAGGUCUGGGAGAGCUGACAUUUUUAGGACUGACCUCCUUUUAUCACAGGUCAUCUGUGUCAGCUUGGUCAUCAGGAACAGGUGGUGCCGGGGUGGGAGGUGCCCUCUCGUACGCCGGCCUACUACAGAUCGGGGUCUCAGCAAGGAACUCCCUUCUUAUCAUGCUCUCUGUGCCUUUUACUCUCUCUGUUAGCUUUUGGUUAAUCCUUGAGAAGAGAUGGGCCAGUGCUGGGAGUUCCAUCCCAGUGGCAGACAGAGAACCUCUGUUAGCUGAGUCUGACGGGAGACCAGCUCCAGCCAGACAGUCAGGUCCAAAUCUUUCUCUCACGCAGAAGUUCCAACUUGUAAAGCCACUUGUAUGUAAGUACAUGGCUCCCCUGUUCCUGGUGUAUGUGGCUGAGUACUUUAUAAACCAGGGACUGUUUGAGCUCAUCUUCUUCAGAAACAUCUGGCUCAGCCACUCUGAGCAGUACAGAUGGUUCCAGGUGAUUUACCAGAUCGGAGUGUUUAUCUCCCGUUCCUCUGUCAGCAUCGUGCAGAUCCACGCACUCUGGCUCCUCGCCUUCUUCCAGUUUGUGAAUGUUGGCCUGUUCCUGCUGGAAGUGCUGCACCCGUUCCUGCCCUCCAUCUGGAUAGUCUUUGCCAUGAUCCUGUGGGAGGGUCUGCUGGGGGGAGCCGCCUACGUCAACACCUUCUACAAAAUGUCACAUGAGAUUGCAGAGGAGCACCGUGAGUUCUCCCUCGGAGUGACGUCCCAGGCUGACAGCUGUGGGAUCGCCGUUGCCGGGGCGAUAGCCAUUCCUGUACACAAUGUACUCUGUUCUAUGUAAGAAGAGGCUAGAUGUUGUCAAUCUGCAACCAAUUAGAUUACUUUUCAAUUGUAUGCAGUUUCGUUGUACAUUUUGAUGCAGAAAAUUAGGGAAUGUUUUGAGCUGCAGUCAAUGUUGUACUACUGCCUCUGCAUAAGGACCACCUGUGAAAUUUCUUUUAACAAAAGAUUUAUUAUGUAAUAUAUAUAUAUGAUUGUAGUUCAAAUAGAUUUGUUAUCUCAACCUCAGUGCCAUUCAAUGUGAAUGUUCUAGCAAUACCUGUACAUUCAGACAUGUUAAGCUAUCAGUACUGCAUGUUAGAAAGUUAACUCAGGUAUAAUGUCAAUUGUCAUCGCAAUAUUAUACUGCCAGUUUACUCUUGCCAAUUUUAAGUACUUUAUUACAGACUGACUUGCUAUUAAAUGUAAUAAGGACAUGAUGUACACAAAGCACAGCCAAUGACAUACUGUUUGCCAUUGUGUUUUUU
Molecule: messenger RNA, 1904 nt
Organism: Branchiostoma belcheri (Belcher's lancelet)
Lineage: Eukaryota; Metazoa; Chordata; Leptocardii; Amphioxiformes; Branchiostomatidae
Product: battenin-like
Exons: 15
Coding region: 134-1438 (434 amino acids)
Biological process (GO): regulation of intracellular pH; lysosome organization
Cellular component (GO): membrane; lysosome
Source: RefSeq, a predicted model, not a curated record